This is a messenger RNA of Microcebus murinus (gray mouse lemur), 1266 nucleotides long. NCBI's taxonomy places the organism in Eukaryota, Metazoa, Chordata, Mammalia, Primates, Cheirogaleidae. The record is from RefSeq and is a predicted model, not a curated record.
CAGAGGUGAAGGUUAUUUCCGUUUCCGGGCAGACGCAAGGAGCCAACACCAUGGCGAAGUCCGGGGAGAAGAUCGGCGGCAGCGGGAAGAAAAGCCUGAAACGGAAAGCCGCUAGCGGAGAACUUCAGGAGGCUGCAGUGGCUGAGCAUGAGACGACAGAAAGCGGGGUCCAACCCCCGAAAAUGGCUGCCUUUCCCCCAGGCUUCAGCAUUUCGGAGAUUAAGAACAAACAGCGGCGACACUUAAUGUUCACGCGAUGGAAACAGCAGCAGAGGAAGGAAAAGUUGGCAGCCAAGAAAAGACUUAAAAAAGAGAGAGAGGCUCUUGGUGAUAAGGCUCCACCAAAGCCUAUACCCAAGACCAUUGAUAACCAACGAGUGUAUGAUGAAACCAUAGUAGACCCUAAUGAUGAAGAGGUUGCUUAUGAUGAAGCUACAGAUGAAUUUGCUUCUUACUUCAACAGGCAGACUUCUCCCAAGAUUCUCAUCACAACAUCAGAUAGGCCUCAUGGGAGAACAGUAAGACUCUGUGAACAGCUCUCCACAGUUAUACCAAACUCACAUGUUUAUUACAGAAGAGGACUGGCUCUGAAAAUUAUUCCACAGUGCAUCUCAAGAGAUUUCACAGACCUGAUUGUUAUUAAUGAAGAUCGUAAAACUCCCAAUGGACUUAUUUUGAGUCACUUGCCAAAUGGUCCAACCGCUCAUUUUAAAAUGAGCAGUGUUCGUCUUCGUAAAGAAAUUAAGAGAAGAGGUAAGGACCCCACAGAACACAUACCUGAAGUAAUUCUGAAUAAUUUUACAACACGGCUGGGUCACUCAAUUGGACGUAUGGUUGCAUCUCUCUUUCCUCAUAAUCCUCAAUUUAUUGGAAGGCAGGUUGCCACAUUCCAUAAUCAGCGAGAUUAUAUCUUCUUUAGAUUUCAUAGAUACAUAUUCAAGAGUGAAAAGAAAGUGGGAAUUCAGGAACUUGGACCACGAUUUACCUUAAAAUUAAGAUCUCUUCAGAAAGGAACCUUUGAUUCUAAGUACGGAGAGUAUGAAUGGGUCCAUAAACCCCGGGAAAUGGAUACAAGUAGAAGAAAAUUCCAUUUAUAAAGUGCUGAGGGAAUAGUAUUAGAUUUUGCUGAACAGAACUUUCUAAAUUAUUUUUAACAGAGCAGCCUUUUCAAAAUUUACUGAUUUCAUAAACCUUUCAUGUCUGGACAAAUUGCCAAAUGUUGGUAUGUUUAUGUAGCAAAUAUAAAUAAAAGUCAUUUAGGUGACA